AUAGAAAUAAACAUAUUUUUACAAUCAAUGGAAUAGAAAUAGAAAAUAGUAAUGAUACUAAAUAAAUUUUAAAAAAAUUAAUAUUGAACGUGGUUGAAGGGAAAAUAAGUGAAAGAAAUUUUUAUUUGUUAUUUCUUUAUGCCGGAGAAGGAAAAUAUGGAGUGAUUAUUCAGGAUCUCCGACUCUCAGUAGCUACUCUCAAUAUUGAAAUUACCAUCACACGGAUCGCACUCGCUAAAAGGCCGUUAAAGAAGACCCCAAAUCCUCGCUUGCUCUCCUCUCCUCACCUUUUUCCAUUGUCUCCGACUUCCGUUUUUCUCGAAAGAUCAAAACCCUAAUUUCGAGUUCCUCUCUCCGAUUUUUUUCCAGCAAUUUGAAGGAGGCUUUGGCAAUUGCAGUUUAGGCUGAAGCCACAAGAAAUUGAGCUUGGAUAUUUGACAAGAUGUCUGGCCAAAGCCAGCGCUUGAAUGUGGUUCCUACUGUUACCAUGCUUGGAGUUAUGAAAGCUCGCCUUGUUGGUGCUACAAGAGGUCAUGCUCUCCUGAAGAAGAAGAGUGAUGCCUUAACCGUGCAAUUCAGACAAAUUCUCAAGAAGAUUGUCUCUGCAAAAGAGUCUAUGGGAGAGAUCAUGAAGAAUUCCUCCUUUGCCUUGACAGAAGCAAAGUAUGUUGCUGGCGACAACAUCAAGCAUGUCGUGCUUGAGAAUGUUCAGAAUGCAUCUCUAAAAGUUCGAUCCCGACAAGAGAAUGUUGCUGGUGUGAAGCUCCCGAAGUUUGAAUAUUUCACUGAAGGUGAGACUAAGAAUGACCUGACCGGGUUAGCUAGGGGUGGCCAACAGAUUCAACAGUGCCGUGCUGCUUAUGUGAAAGCCAUUGAGGUUCUUGUAGAACUUGCUUCACUUCAGACAUCAUUUCUAACCCUCGACGAAGCAAUCAAGACCACAAACCGUAGGGUUAAUGCUCUGGAGAAUGUGGUGAAACCGAGGCUGGAGAAUACAAUUAGCUAUAUUAAGGGGGAAUUGGAUGAGCUGGAGAGGGAAGACUUCUUUAGGUUGAAGAAGAUACAGGGUUACAAGAAGAGGGAGAUUGAGAGACAGCGUGCAGCUGCCAACCAAUUUGCAGAGGAGCAGUUUGCUGAGAAAGUAUCUUUGAAGAAGGGGAUUUCAAUAAAUUCAGCCCACAAUUUGUUAACUGCUGCUGCGCAGAAGGAUGAGGAUAUUAUCUUUUAAUUGGAGGUUUAGGUAUGUGUGUUUUACUGUUGGAUUGUUUGUAGAUAGGGAGCUUCUGUUCUGGAGCAGAGGAGCUUCAUGCCUGUUUCUGUAUUUUCAGCCAACUUCGCAUCUUACUUCCUCUCCCUCCCAAUAGGAGGCUGGGUUGUGAUUCUUUUUCAUUUUAUCUUUGGCUUGCAUAAUAGAUACUCUCGCGAAUAAGAUAAAAUAUGAUGAGAACAUUGGGAAUAGGCAUUUCUAAGAUGAUAAUUAUUUUGUCUAUUUCUUAUCAUGCAUUUAUAAAAUAUUUCCUUUUUUAUAGCAA
Messenger RNA from Malania oleifera, 1532 nucleotides. RefSeq names its product V-type proton ATPase subunit D. The record is from RefSeq and is a predicted model, not a curated record. Gene Ontology annotation, molecular function: proton-transporting ATPase activity, rotational mechanism. Gene Ontology annotation, cellular component: proton-transporting V-type ATPase complex; vacuolar membrane. Bases 443 to 1228 code for a protein of 261 amino acids. The transcript is spliced from 3 exons. Lineage: Eukaryota; Viridiplantae; Streptophyta; Magnoliopsida; Santalales; Ximeniaceae.